CUCCAACCGUGUCACCAACUAAAUUCUUAAUCACAUUUUAGUAAUAUUUAUCGACUCACCUUCAUCCCCUUUCAAAAUCCAUAUUCAUGCUAUCUAAAGUCAGACUCGGCUCGCGGGUGGCCUUUUCUAGACACAACUUCCGACGCUCCGGAGCUUUAUCUCAGGUUCCGUCCGCGUCUCCGACGAAUCGAAGUUAUACUCAACUCUCGGAUAUUGCCAACUCGGAUUCCCGCAAACAGGCCGAACAGGCCGAACAGCACAUUUCCCGUGUUAAGUCAGUAGUAGGCGAUAUCGACUUAGAUUUGUUUCGUAGAAUCGCAUGGGUUCCUGAAACUCCGUUGCUUCUUAGAAACUUCCAUAAUUUACCUGCCAUACGAAAAUGGUUUCAGCACGGCACUGAUGGUUCUCAUACCAGCUUCACACAGUACAUGCGACCCUAUGAAGAUCUCAUCUUACCAUAUGAGUUCACUGUUCCCCAUCCUUCUCCCGAAGGAGAGGGCUCAGAGGGCAAUGCCUUGGCAUGUUUUCAAACAUGGCUUCUUGGGUCCAAUGAGUAUAAGAAGUCGCAUUUACCAGUGAUCAUUGAGGCUAUGAUUAAAUCUUCAACUGACAACAGCCCUUUUGGAAUUUCCUCAGAUUUCCAGCAAUUCAAUGCACCCCUAAGUUUGAUUAUGAGCGCAUCUCAGUUCAAUGACACUCAAAGUGAACCCUCUAAGCGCAUCACAAAUCUCUAUGUUGCUCAAUCUAAUCUGAACGACCUACCUAAAUCCUUUUUUCAGGACUUACCUGUGCCUGAUAUUGUCAAAUGUGCCGGCAAGGGAGAUAUAUAUAGUUCGAGCAUCUGGCUUGGAUUGCAGCCCACAUAUACCCCUUUACACCGAGAUCCAAACCCUAAUUUGUUCUGCCAGCUGGUAAGCUCAAAAAGAAUACGUCUUAUGGCACCAGACCAAGGCGAUGACAUAUAUGCUCGCGUCCGCAGAGUGCUUGGCUCGUCAGGUAACUCGCGAUUCAGGGGCGCGGAAAUGAUGGAAGGCCGCGAACGCGAAUUACUUCAUCAUGCGGUCUGGGAUGAAGACACGAUAGAUGAGGUAUCUUUAAACCCUGGCGAUGGCCUAUUCAUCCCCAAGGGGUGGUGGCAUAGCGUUGCUAGUAGUGGCAAGGAGGGCGAGUUGAAUGCUUCAGUCAAUUGGUGGUACAGAUAGCCACUACAUUUUCUACACUCCAAAACCGAAUAAAAGAAAAGUAUAAUAAGUAUUACUUAAUCCCUAUACCAUGCUCUAUGAUAUACCUCUCGCUAAAGUGAAAUCUAGAUGGUCUCCAUUCACGACCUACUCCGACUAGUAGGUUGGUAGAGCCUUUCCCGAAAUCAAUUUCGCAAGUAGAAUGUUUUCAAGGUCACUUCUUAGAUAUUCUAUAUUCAUAGCCCUAAACAUGUCCAAUGAUGAGUUCCAAUGAGGUUCAGGGUGUAAGAUAUCAAACGACUCAUCUUACCACAAUAGUAAAAUAAGGGCGGCUGUAACCCAAUGCGAUAUGAUGCUUACAUUCCAAUGUUUAU
Molecule: messenger RNA, 1555 nt
Organism: Daldinia loculata
Lineage: Eukaryota; Fungi; Ascomycota; Sordariomycetes; Xylariales; Hypoxylaceae
Product: Clavaminate synthase-like protein
Exons: 1
Coding region: 87-1202 (371 amino acids)
Molecular function (GO): 2-oxoglutarate-dependent dioxygenase activity
Source: RefSeq, a predicted model, not a curated record